Molecule: messenger RNA, 905 nt
Organism: Oryza sativa Japonica Group (Japanese rice)
Lineage: Eukaryota; Viridiplantae; Streptophyta; Magnoliopsida; Poales; Poaceae
Biological process (GO): shoot system development; root development
Source: RefSeq, a predicted model, not a curated record
UUUCCUCCUCAUCUCUUGGUUUCAACACAAAGAGGCAGAGUUCUAGCAACAGACAUGGCUUUCCACCAAAGAUCAAUUAGCUUGCCUUCAAGGCCUCUCUCCAAGGUUGAAGAUGAGUUGCACAGCAUAGAGGCAUGUGUCUCAUCACCCUCCAAGACCAUCGAGAUGAUCUCUGAUGGUUUGAGGAGGCUUGGUGAUAUAUAUAGCUCCAUUGAGGAGAUCAUGUGCCUACCUAGCAACCAAGUUUGCUCAUCACAGCAAAGGAAGUUGUUUGACAGAGAGAUGGAAUGCUCCCUUGAGCUACUAGAUCUCUGCAACGCUAUGAACGAGGUCUUCACCGAGUUGAAGUCCAUCAUCCAAGAUCUGCAAGUGUCUCUCAGAAAAGGAGAUGAUGCAGUUGUUCAAGCCAAGAUCCUGUCAUACAUCCGGCUGGUGAAGAAGGCAAAGAAGCAUUCCAAGAAGACUGUGAAGAAGGUUGCCUCAGACAUGGAGGACUCCAAGAAGGUCAAGCUGUUGAGCAACGCUAGACAGAUCACUACCUCUCUAUUUGAAUCAACACUGGACCUCUUGUCAAAGCAAAUUGUGUUGCCAAAAUUGUCUCUCAUCUCCAAGGCGUUCCAGAAGAAGAACUCGGUGAUCUGCAAUGAGGAGCAGUUGCAGGCAUUAGAGUGCUGCAUCGGAGAUCUUGAGGCUGGAGCAGUACUUCUGUUCAGGAGAUUGGUCCAGAGCAGGGUUACUCUCCUCAACAUUCUUAGCUCAUAGAUGAGUCAAGAUCUGACACUCUUAAGACCCUGCGAUCGGCAUCUGUCUUUUAAAGGAUUUGCUGAUCCUUCCCAUUUGUAUAUGUUAUAGGCUCACUGUACAGAAAAGAAAACACACAUGAAAGAGACAAAAUUUUGAUCUAA